UUCGCUGGGGAGCGCCCUCUCCGGUGACGUCAUCGUGAUCCACAUCCGCGGCAGCAGGAGGGGUGAGGCGCACCGCCGCUCAUCCACCGGUGUCAUGGCUUCCUCGAGCGAUUGAGAGGAAAACAAAGAUCUAUUUUUUUUUUAACUGUUGUUGAAUACACGGUUGAUUACUACUCCCCUUUUCCAGAGCUUGAUAUUUGGACAGAGGGGGGGCUCGGCCUACUCAUCCGCCGCCCCUGGGAUCCAGGAUCUACUUUAGUUUCUUUAUCCGUGAAUUUCCAUUCGGUAACGGUGGAAGAUGGCCGACCCGGCGGAGUGCACCAUCAAAGUGAUGUGCCGUUUCAGGCCCCUGAAUAGCUCCGAGGUGACCAGAGGCGACAGAUACAUUGCCAAGUUUCAAGGGGAGGACACCAUAGUUAUUGCGGGUAAACCCUACAUGUUUGACAGAGUCUUUCAGUCUAAUACGACACAAGAACAAGUCUACGAUGCUUGCGCCCAAAAAAUUGUUAAAGAUGUUCUCGAAGGCUACAAUGGAACGAUUUUUGCUUAUGGGCAGACGUCAUCUGGCAAAACACACACCAUGGAGGGGAAUCUCCAUGACACAGAUGCAAUGGGUAUCAUCCCCAGGAUAGUGCAGGAUAUAUUCAACUACAUCUAUGCCAUGGAUGAAAACCUGGAGUUUCAUAUCAAAGUUUCAUAUUUUGAAAUCUACCUUGACAAAAUCCGAGAUCUUUUGGAUGUGUCAAAGACCAAUUUAUCCGUGCACGAAGACAAAAACAGAGUACCCUAUGUCAAGGGCUGCACUGAGAGGUUUGUCUGCAGCCCAGAGGAAGUCAUGGAUACGAUUGAUGAAGGCAAAUCUAACCGACACGUAGCUGUCACAAACAUGAACGAGCACAGCUCCAGGAGUCACAGUAUCUUCCUGAUCAACGUCAAACAGGAAAACACUCAGACAGAGCAGAAGCUCAGUGGAAAACUCUACCUGGUGGAUCUUGCUGGUAGUGAAAAGGUCAGUAAAACUGGUGCAGAAGGAGCUGUGCUGGAUGAAGCCAAGAACAUCAACAAAUCUCUGUCAUCUCUGGGAAAUGUCAUCUCUGCCCUGGCUGAAGGAACGGCCUACAUCCCCUACCGAGACAGCAAGAUGACUCGUAUCCUUCAAGACUCACUGGGUGGCAACUGUCGAACCACCAUUGUUAUCUGCUGCUCGCCUUCCUCUUUCAAUGAGGCCGAAACCAAAUCCACCCUGAUGUUUGGACAAAGAGCAAAGACCAUCAAGAAUACUGUGACGGUGAAUAUCGAGCUGACGGCAGAGCAAUGGAAACAGAAGUAUGAGAGAGAGAAGGAGAAGAACAAGACUCUGAGGAACACCGUCACCUGGCUGGAGAAUGAGCUCAAUCGCUGGAGAAAUGGUGAGAGCGUGCCGGUGGAGGAGCAGUUUGACAAGGAGAAAGCCAACGCUGAGGUGUUGGCUCUGGACAACAUCCUCAACGACAAGCCAGCGUCUACACCCAACGUGCCGGGCGUUCGACUGACGGAUGUGGAGAAAGACAAGUGUGAGGCUGAGCUGGCCAAGCUGUACAAACAGCUGGAUGAUAAGGACGAUGAAAUCAACCAGCAGAGCCAGCUGGUUGAGAAGCUGAAGCAGCAGAUGCUGGAUCAGGAGGAGCUCCUAGCUUCCUCCCGGCGAGAUCACGAGAACCUCCAGGCCGAGCUGAACCGCCUUCAGGCAGAGAACGAGGCCUCCAAGGAGGAAGUGAAGGAGGUUCUGCAGGCCCUGGAGGAGCUGGCUGUCAACUAUGACCAGAAGAGCCAGGAGGUGGAGGACAAGACCAAGGAGUUUGAGUCCAUCAGUGAAGAGCUUAGCCAAAAAUCUUCCAUCUUAUCGUCUCUGGACUCUGAGCUCCAGAAGUUGAAGGAAAUGUCCAACCACCAGAAGAAGAGGGUGACAGAGAUGAUGUCAUCGCUGCUUAAAGACUUGGCUGAGAUUGGAUUCGCAGUGGGCAGCAAUGAUAUAAAGCAACACGAGAGCAGCAGCGGCCUGAUAGACGAGGAGUUCACGGUGGCGCGUCUUUACAUCAGCAAGCUGAAGUCGGAGGUGAAGACGAUGGUGAAACGCUGCAAGCAGCUGGAGAGCAUCCAGUCAGAAAGCAACAAGAAGAUGGAUGAGAACGAGAAAGAGCUGGCUGCCUGCCAACUGCGCAUCUCCCAGCAUGAGGCUAAAAUCAAGUCGCUGACUGAGUACCUUCAGAACGUGGAGCAUAAGAAGAGGCAGCUGGAGGAGAACGUGGACUCGCUCAAUGAGGAACUAGUAAAGCUUAGUGCUCAGGAAAAAGUUCAUGCGAUGGAGAAAGAAAAUGAGAUCCAAACUGCCAAUGAAGUCAAGGAAGCUGUGGAGAAGCAGAUCCACUCCCAUCGUGAAGCUCAUCAGAAGCAGAUCAGCAGCCUGAGAGACGAGCUGGACAACAAGGAGAAACUCAUCACUGAGCUGCAGGAUUUGAACCAGAAGAUCAUGCUGGAGCAGGAGAGGCUCCGAGUGGAGCACGAGAAGCUCCGAUCCACCGACCAGGAGAAGAGCCGCAAGCUGCACGAGCUCACGGUGAUGCAGGACAGGAGGGAGCAGGCCAGACAGGACCUGAAGGGGCUUGAAGAGACCGUGGCCAAAGAGCUACAAACUCUUCACAACCUGAGGAAACUCUUUGUCCAGGACCUGGCCACCAGAGUGAAAAAGAGUGCCGAGAUGGAUUCAGACGACACAGGAGGCAGCGCGGCACAAAAGCAGAAAAUAUCUUUUCUUGAGAACAAUCUUGAGCAGCUCACCAAGGUUCACAAACAGCUGGUUCGUGAUAAUGCAGACCUUCGCUGCGAGCUUCCUAAACUGGAAAAGCGUCUUCGUGCUACGGCUGAGCGGGUCAAGGCCCUGGAGUCUGCACUGAAGGAGGCGAAGGAGAACGCCGCUCGCGACCGCAAGCGCUACCAGCAGGAGGUGGACCGCAUCAAGGAGGCCGUCAGGGCCAAGAACAUGGCCCGGAGGGGGCACUCGGCGCAGAUCGCCAAACCCAUCCGACCCGGACAGCAGCCCGUGGCGUCGCCCACCCACCCCAACAUCAACCGCAGCGGAGGGGGUUUCUACCAGAACAGCCAGACGGUGUCGAUCAGGGGAGGGGGCAGCAAGCCUGACAAGAACUGAAGAGCAGCGGAAGCGGAGAACGACACCUCAGAAGAAGCCAACGUCACCCACUCUCCCACGCAGACGACCUGUCAUUCCACUACAGCCACCGGGCUCCUCGCCGCCGCCGCUCCGGAGCCAUGAAGGAGUUUCUGAAUAUAAAUAUAAAUGUGUAACUAUUCCCGGCCUGUACAGCUCCUGUCCCCUCCAAUCCACCCUUCUCCUCUCCUCGUUAUGAAUUAUCUCCUCUGGGAUAUAAUAACUAAAAAAAGCAGAUUAAUAUUCUCACAGAACCAAACGCAGUCUUGAGCGCAGCCUUUUGCGAAGCCGUAGCUUCGGUUCCGUUCUCGUUUUGCACAGUCUGUUGUCAUCCGUCGUCUUCGUGCGAGUAGCUCUGCACUGUGCCAAGCUGAAUGUAACGACAGCAAGAUCGGAAAAAUAAAUAAAUAAACAAAAUAUAUAUAUAUAAAUGAAAGUAAACACCUUAAACAGAAAGACCAAAAAAAAAAAAACAAAGCUUGACCCUAUAGUCUAACUUCUGUACAUUUCAUUACUAUUAUUGGUUGUUAACCACGUUUUUCUCUGAAUAGAUUUUACAGCUUCCUAAAGAAAAAACAGCCAAAAAAAAUCUGUACGGUUUGAAUUAGUAGAAGGUGUCGAGCACUGCGGUUCUGUCCCGUCUUCUUGUACAGAUGUAAAAUCGGCACUCAUGCACGUUUCUUUUGAAGAAAGCAGCAGAGAAGGGCCCGAAGAGAAGGAUGCAAACAAAACAAAAGUAAUUUACUGCGUACUGUACAUGUAUUUAACUAAACACUUGUGGAGGCCAGCUGGUUUUAUCUGUAGAGAUACUCGUUGCUAUGUCGCAACAACCGGACGACAAAACAAAUCAUGGGCGAGAAGCGAACUAGAUUUCUCAAACUAAUGGUUAAUGUGUCGUUAAAUUACCGUAUUUUUCGAACUAUAAGGCGUAUCGGCUUAUAAGGCAUUAAGCAAAACGAAACUGAUAGGUCGAACUUUAUUCAACUCGUUCACAAUAACCACAUAAAAUUGGUUUGAGGUCAGUAAGCAUA
Molecule: messenger RNA, 4236 nt
Organism: Nematolebias whitei (Rio pearlfish)
Lineage: Eukaryota; Metazoa; Chordata; Actinopteri; Cyprinodontiformes; Rivulidae
Product: kinesin-1 heavy chain
Exons: 26
Coding region: 299-3187 (962 amino acids)
Biological process (GO): microtubule-based movement
Molecular function (GO): ATP binding; microtubule motor activity; microtubule binding
Source: RefSeq, a predicted model, not a curated record